Zea mays is the source of this 1235-nucleotide messenger RNA. RefSeq names its product peroxidase 72. The record is from RefSeq and is marked validated. Lineage: Eukaryota; Viridiplantae; Streptophyta; Magnoliopsida; Poales; Poaceae. Gene Ontology annotation, biological process: hydrogen peroxide catabolic process; response to oxidative stress. Gene Ontology annotation, molecular function: peroxidase activity; heme binding.
AUCCACAAGAGGAGAAGAAACAAUCAACCAGCAACACUCUUCUCGUAUAACAUAAUACAGCGAAGGUAACUCACAUGGCAACUUCCAUGGGUUGUCUCGUCUUGCUCUGCCUUGUUUCUUCUCUCCUUCCCAGUGCCGUCCUUGGCCACCCAUGGGGUGGCUUGUUCCCACAGUUCUAUGACCAUUCGUGCCCCAAGGCGAAGGAGAUUGUGCAGUCCAUUGUGGCACAGGCUGUGGCCAAGGAGACCAGGAUGGCGGCAUCUUUGGUCAGACUGCAUUUCCAUGACUGCUUUGUCAAGGGCUGCGAUGCUUCGGUGCUGUUGGACAACAGCAGCAGCAUAGUUAGUGAGAAAGGGUCCAACCCGAACAGGAACUCCCUCAGGGGGUUUGAGGUGAUCGACCAGAUUAAGGCUGCUCUUGAGGCUGCCUGCCCAGGCACAGUCUCCUGUGCCGACAUUGUUGCCCUUGCGGCUCGUGAUUCCACCGCCCUGGUUGGUGGACCAUACUGGGACGUGCCACUUGGCCGGAGAGACUCGCUCGGUGCAAGCAUCCAGGGCUCCAACAAUGACAUCCCAGCCCCCAACAACACACUCCCCACUAUCAUCACCAAGUUCAAGCGCCAGGGCCUCAAUGUUGUUGAUGUUGUCGCCCUCUCAGGUGGUCACACCAUUGGUAUGUCUCGGUGCACUAGUUUCCGGCAGAGGCUAUACAACCAGACAGGCAAUGGCAUGGCUGACAGCACACUGGAUGUAUCCUACGCCGCAAAGCUGAGGCAGGGAUGCCCCCGCUCUGGUGGUGACAACAACCUCUUCCCCUUGGACUUCAUCACCCCUGCCAAGUUUGACAAUUUUUACUACAAGAACCUCCUGGCCGGCAAGGGCCUUCUAAGCUCUGAUGAGAUUCUGUUAACCAAGAGCGCUGAGACAGCGGCCCUCGUGAAGGCAUAUGCUGCUGAUGUCAAUCUCUUCUUCCAGCACUUUGCACAGUCUAUGGUGAAUAUGGGCAACAUCUCGCCACUGACAGGGUCACAAGGUGAGAUCAGGAAGAACUGCAGGAGGCUCAACAAUGACCACUGAGGGCACUGAAGUCGCUUGAUGUGCUGAAUUGUUCGUGAUGUUGGUGGCGUAUUUUGUUUAAAUAAGUAAGCAUGGCUGUGAUUUUAUCAUAUUAUCGAUCUUUGGGGUUUUAUUUAACACAUUGUAAAAUGUGUAUCUAUUAAUAACUCAAUGUAUAAG